AUUCAUUUAAUUUAAAUGCAUGAAUUGGACCCAAGUCGUCUGCCUCGAAGACAGGUCUUUCUUUUCACUUUAUAUCAGCGUCCAGCCAGCUCAAUUCCCCACAAUAUCUCUCAAUCACGUCUAUCCAUUUCCUGCUCAAUUUUCCAAUCAUCCUCUCAACCUUUAUCUCCUAUUCAAAUUUCCAGGAUGACAUGCAUCAAGAAACUAGCCGAAUCACCUGGCCUCACUUCUAUUCCUUCCCUUUACUCUUACACCACAAAUCCCAAAGAUCAAGCAGUUUCAGAGGACCCAGAAGACUCGAUCCCCGUCAUUGACUUCUCUAUACUCACCUCAGGCACUCCCCAUCAACGGUCCCAAGCCAUUGAAGAGCUUGGGAAGGCCUGCAAGGACUGGGGUUUCUUCCUGCUGAUCAAUCAUGGCGUACCGGAGAGGCAAAUGGAAGCAGUGACAGAGAAUAUUAGAGAGUUUUUCGAUCUGACAGAGGAGGAAAAGAGAGAAUUCGAGGGGAAGAACUUGUUGGACCCGAUCAGGUGCGGAACCAGCUUUAAUACAUCAUUGGAGAAUGUUUUCUUCUGGAGGGAUUUUCUCAAAAUCCUUAUAAAUCCUGAUGAUCAUGAGUUUCAGUUCCCCAACAAACCUCCUGGAUUCAGGGAGGUUUCAUUGGAUUACUGUAAAAGAAUCCGAGAAGUGGCAAGGGAAUUACUGAAAGCAAUAUCAAUGAGCUUGGGAUUGGAGCCCUGCUACAUCGAAAAGGCCACGAAUCUGGAAUCGGGUUUACAAGUUUUCAUUGCAAACCUCUACCCUCCAUGUCCACAGCCAGAACUUGCAAUGGGUUUGCCACCACAUUCGGACCACGGCCUCUUGACUCUCGUCAUGCAGAAUGGAAUUGGUGGACUCCAAACACGGCACAAUGGGAAUUGGGUCAAUGUCAAUGCCAUUCCCAACUCCUUUCUAGUCAAUACUGCCGAUCAACUUGAGAUUUUGAGUAAUGGGAAGUACAAGAGUAACGUGCAUCGAGCAGUGGUGAACAGCAAAGCUACGAGGAUAUCACUAGCCAUUGCGAACGGGCCUUCAUUUGACACGAUGAUCAGGCCAGCACCUGAGUUGGAAAGCAAGGAGCAGGCAGCAGCAUACAUUGGGAUGAAAUACAAAGACUACAUGGAACUUCAACAAGGCAACCAACUUGAUGGGAAAUCCUGCUUGGAUCGUGUUCGAGCUUUCAAUUAAUUAAUGAAUGUUGUUCUACUGUAAUUAGUUAAUCAAGACGCUAGCUGUUCAUGAUGAUCAAUACUCAAGUAUUUAUGCUUUCAAGUGCUUUCGAAUAA
This is a messenger RNA of Juglans microcarpa x Juglans regia, 1325 nucleotides long. RefSeq names its product 2-oxoglutarate-dependent dioxygenase 19-like. The record is from RefSeq and is a predicted model, not a curated record. NCBI's taxonomy places the organism in Eukaryota, Viridiplantae, Streptophyta, Magnoliopsida, Fagales, Juglandaceae. The transcript is spliced from 4 exons. The coding region runs from base 16 to 1227 and encodes 403 amino acids.